UGAAUGAAAAAACCCAACAAAUGGGUUUGCUGGUAUACUGGAAUUUGGAACUCUGAACAGAAAAAUCAGGACAUUUUCUAUCACCAGAAUUCCAGAAUUUGAUUCUCCAUUAUCCAUGGAGGAAAGCAAUCCGCCCGCCGCUGCCACUGCCACCGCCUGUACUACCUUCUCCGACGAUACUUCGGAUUUAGCCAUCCAACGCAAGCAUGCGGCAAUGCUAGAACGCCUCUCCAACCUUCAUCAGUCGCGGCUGGCUCGUAAACCCGAUUCAGACCCGAACUCAGCUCCAGAUUCAACCCAAUCCUUCCUCUCUCGUUUCUCUGAAUCCAAACAAUCAAUUGAUUUGGAACUAUCUCGGAUCCACACAACCCGAGACCCUCAAUCCGACCCAAAUCUCAAAUCGGAACUGGACAAGGUCUCAACUUCAAUCGCUGCUCUCGAAAAGCAAGUCGCCGAGAGCUCCUACUUCUUGCCCUCCUACGAAGUCCGUGCGUGCCUCAAAACCAUCUCCGAUCUCAGGCAAACCCUUGAGCAGGUUAGCUCUACUGUCAUACCGAAGAAAAAAUUCUCAUUUCGAAACAAAGCAACAAAGAAAGUCACAACAUCCAAUGCUGUCAUUCGGGAAGCCCCGUCUGAAAUUAAUGUAGAAGCUCAAAGUAUAGGGUUUAGGGCAUUGGACUCCCCUGGCUUUCGGGACAGGGAAAACGAGGUUUUGGUGAUGGAAUUUGGCAAAGCUGGGGCGGAGGAGAUUGGAGAGUUUAUGCUGUCGGAUUUAAGAGGCUGUGAAGUUAGAUUACUUGGCUGUGUGAGGGCAUUGUUUGUGCACAGGCUGACAAAUUGUAAGGUUUAUGUUGGGCCUGUGACUGGAUCAGUUUUGAUUGAGGAAGUGAAGGGUUGUGCCUUUGUGUUGGCAUCUCAUCAGAUUAGAAUUCAUCAUGCAACAGAGUGCGAUUUUUAUCUCCGGGUGAGGAGUAGGCCUAUAAUUGAGGAUUGCACUGGGGUGAGAUUUGCACCAUACUGUUUGAUGUAUGACGGGAUCGAGAGGGAUCUUGAAAAGGCAAAUCUUGGUGAAGAGUCUGGGAAUUGGGAAAAUGUGGAUGAUUUUCGGUGGUUGAGGGCAGUGCAUUCUCCAAAUUGGUCAGUUUUGCCUGAAAAAGAUAGAAUCAGAAUUGUGGAUAUUUCAAAACUAGAAUAACUACAAUAUGUUUAAAUGGGAAACAGCUGAGUAUGAUGCUAUCUUCAUCUUCUUCAAAUCAUUGGGUGGUGUGGAUCUCCUUCAUGUACUGGAAUUAGUGAAAAGGUAUGUGCUUUCCAUAUCAAUCAUCACCCAUUCUUGACUUCCACCCUCCAAUCAGAUGUGGUAAAGAGAAGAGAACCCACGGCCACUCGAAGGUAUGCGUUGGGUAAACAAGUCUAGGUUGUCUAUAAUUGACUGACUCAAAUCAAGAUGACCAAUAGGCCGGUCACUGUGAUUUACAUCCUCCUAAAUGCUUUGUCAGGGUGUGGGGGCUCUUGGAGUUUCGGGAUUCAACUUUUUGGAUAAAGAAGAUCAGUGGGUUCUCUUGUGUUCAGAUGACAUGUAGUGAUCUCUCCCGUGUGGGAGGUCAUGAGAUCGAGCCUCAGUGAAGGCAUUGUUGACUUCUUGUGCUUGUUGACUUCUUGUGCUUCAUUAGGUUAAGAAAGUAUGUUUGAACAGAUAUUACAAUGUAAUAGAGUCAGAGUCAAUAGCAUUCCAAAAAAGAAAAAAGAUCAGUGAACAAAUGAAUGUGGUUUAAGAGACAUGUCAUUUAUAUUUUUCUAUAAAUAAUUCAUGAAUAUCUAUUUAUUAUUAAAUACGACAAACAUGUACCAAAUGCUGGAUCUAACGCAAUUUAUGAAAUUCGUAGUCUAGUCGUCUAGAAUACUGCUUUUGAAUUGGACGACAAAUUUGCCGAGUUUAGCGGUAGUUUGAUGCUGAUUGACAAAUUUCUCAAAUUAA
Ipomoea nil (Japanese morning glory) is the source of this 1978-nucleotide messenger RNA. Its product is annotated as tubulin-folding cofactor C. Gene Ontology annotation, cellular component: cytoplasm. NCBI's taxonomy places the organism in Eukaryota, Viridiplantae, Streptophyta, Magnoliopsida, Solanales, Convolvulaceae. Gene Ontology annotation, molecular function: tubulin binding. The transcript has 3 exons. The coding region runs from base 116 to 1195 and encodes 359 amino acids. The record is from RefSeq and is a predicted model, not a curated record. Gene Ontology annotation, biological process: post-chaperonin tubulin folding pathway; tubulin complex assembly.